UUGACGUUAUCGUUACAAGGCGGCUGAGUAAUUUUGCAGCUAAUUCAAUAAGAAAGGUAACUUAAUUAAAUAAGAACACAAAUUAACUGAGAACAGGUAUUCUACCAAAUUAAAAGAGACUAGGAUAGAAUAAAAAUUUUAUUGUGUAAAAUUUGAUUAUUUCAGUAUUCUCAGAGUUAUCAACCAAACCAAAUUUCAGUUAGCUUUGAUAUUCCUGAUUUUUUCUAUAUUUCAAUCCUUUUUGCAAAUCAAUCCUUAAAGUCCCACUAUAGCUUCAGCGCUUGUUGUUUUAUCUUUGCUCGUUUUAUUCACUAUCUAGAAUAUUCCCCAUAUUAUAAAGAUUUUUCGACACAUUCUUCAUCAAUCUCAGCCAUCAAGUUGCUACAUGCGCGUGUAAAGAGUAUUUAUCAAAUUGAUCAAAAUAACAAUUAUCACUAUUUCAAAAUAUAUUACUUUUUGACUUGUGUGUUGAACGAACAUGCAACUACUAUGGCGAAACGAGCGGGCCUGUUAAAAGCUCUCCAAAAAUAUGGGUUUUAUGUUUCUCAUCACUGAAAGUAUUCUGUCAUCCAACGCAUGUCCUAUUGGAAAUGGUAAAGGAACCGAAGUCAAACUGCUUUGAAAGUUGUUGUGAUUGAAAUUUAACAGGGUUUGCGAAACCAUUUGACUCUGUCCUACAUAAUUUGGAUACUUUAAGCUUAUUUCCUCAUGGUUUUAUAGCUAUGAAGACGCACAUUUCAUGUGCAUAUUCAUCUUUUAAAGUGAAAACAGGGCCUAUAGUAUUUUUUAGAAUACUUAUAUAAGCUCGUGCUUCAUGAUGUACGCAAAGAUUGAUACUUGUUUCAAAUAUGUAAGUUCAUUUGUUAAUUAUAAGGUCAUUGUGUGAAGAAAGUAAGAUGAAAAUGAAAUGAGUCAAAUUUGUCAAAUGAAAAGAUGAUUACAGUUAUAGUUCUCAGAUUAGUUGCAAUAUUUUAAGAUUUUAUGCGACUACCCUGCAGAGAAUUCAAUGCAGAAAUUUUUCACAAAUUUUCCAUAAAGCUAAAUAAGCUCUUUUGGGCCGACAAACCAAUAAGCUAUUGGUCAUCGUGUUUCUUAUGAAACAAAAACGAUUAGGCCAGCCUGUUUAUUGUCUCUCUUAACAUGCAAAAAGAGGGGAGAAAUAUAUUUCUUUAGCCUUCAGGAAUAUUUAUUGAAAUGAAAAUAUGGAAGUCGAAAAGUGGAGUCAAUGGACAUGCUUAAUUAAUGGUAGUAUCUACAAUUAGCAAAGUGAUUCGUUAAGGGUUGCUAAAGUCUCAUCAUUGCAAACAUUGCAAUUUCAAUGCGUUCGUUAGCAAUCUUUUAUCUGAUUUUCCUUUGUAACCCAUCUCCAAGUAAAUGGCUUUGAAAAAAGCAAACAUUUAGUAAACUAAAGCUUUUCGUCUGACACUCUUUAGAGUUUAAAACGUCAGAACAUAGAUCUAAAACUCUACGCUAAGAAAAGAAACAUAAGGACAUAUUUUAGGUGGUAAGCACAUUAAAGGUUCAAACUUUGGUUUUGUCUAUCAUUAGCUGUUGAACUUAACAGUAAUAUGUAUUGUGAGUAGGCUGUUGGAUGGAUAAUGAAACUGAACAUUUAGGUUUAUUGACACAGUCUAACAAGUUGACAAGAAUUCUACUUUCCAUAUCAUUUCCUACUCAUUCUUGAAAUUUGAAAAUCUGUAAAAAUUGACAUUUCCUUAGGUUUAUUCAACUGGUUUAGAGAUUGCUUCAAACAUAUUUCGAAUCCUUAUUCAUCUUUUAGCCUUUUUGCUCGUUCAGUAAACAUGUAUGCAAAGAAGUUGUUCUCUGCAUGAUAGCUUAACGCUCCACAGACUUUGCUUAGCAGUAUUCGGAGGAUGAAGUCUUGCUAUGAUGAAGUACUGCGCAGUUUUAAUAUCUAGAUAUCAGGAUGGAAAGUUCACCUGUCCUAGUCUUAUUUGCUGUUGUAUACAGGGAAACAUCCCAUACGCUCUGAUUAUCAACAGAAUUAUAAGGUAAGAAUGAAGCAAUCUGUAUCAAUGUCAAAUCGUUGAUAGGCUUCUUGGGUGUUAAGGCAGAUGUUACAUUGAUCAGCAAAAUAGUCUGUGUCAAGCAAUUAUCGAGGUAAUGACUAUGACUGACAAAACCACGAAUAAUGUCCACUUUCUCCUGUUCUCAAUAUUAAAAUGAUUGAUAAUAAUCUUGUUCACUUUCACGUUGUUCGUUCAUUGUCUACACUCUAAAUUUGAUUCAGCUCUCAUUUUCUCAGAUUUAAUCGACGACUUGAGUAUGCAUCUGUUUCUACCCGUAAAAUUUUUCAGAAAUAAACAGCUGUCUGUUUGCUAUUUAAAUUAUAAGAGUUGCUUCUGCAUGUAUUUCUUGAAGUGGACAACAACAAAAUAUGCUUCGCAACUUCACGUUAGCAUUAAAUGCAAAUAUGAUUCUUUCUGUAGUGCUAUGGUUGAUUUUAACGUUUGUGAAGAGCUCACAAUCCCAGUACACUGUAGCCCAAGCUGAAGACUGCAAACAAGGCUUUAAAGCUGUUGGCUCUGGACUUAUAGAGAGCUUUUUCAGCUGCCCAACAAUCAUUGUUUGCAAUCAACACUGCCUCCGAAAAUCAAGCUGCAUUGCCACAAAUUUUCAAUUUCCUGCGACUGGAGAAGCAGGGAGAUGUGAGCUAUUGCUGCCACAUACAUUGACAAAAGGAGGAGCGGUACGACUAGAGAAUCAUGAGCGAACAGUUUAUACAAAACUUCGCAAGUUUAGUAAAUAUGAAAUUAAACACGAGGAAGCAGCAUCAUUAUUGAAGCAUAUGUCAAAGGACUCCUCGUUGUCACUUCCAACAUUGGAGACAAGCAGCACUUUAGAGAGCGUCAAAGCAUCAUCUGCAAUGGAAGUGCUCACAGAUAGACAGCACAGUAACACCCAACUUGAGACGAGUUCUACGCUCCUGAUGUCAUCUUCCAAAGGCAUUUUAAAGAGUGAAUCCUCUGGAACUUUGUCUAGUUCUACUCUUGCAGGAACGUCCUUGAACCCAAGCGUGACAACUCCCUCCCUUACAAACUACUACUCAGCAGUCUUGAAAACUACGACUCAGCAGAGCUCAACACUAUCAACUAGCUUGGUUUACUUUGCACAUUCUUCCUCUACACCUAGGCCAACGCUGUCUGCAUCAGAGCCCAGCAGUGCUUUUAGCCCCAGUUUAAAACUGCUGACUAAUUCCAUUGUGAACGAAACAGUUAUUUCUAUCUCCUCUGGAAUAACACGGUCAACAGUUGAUAUUGAAAUUGACUCUUCUGUUCACGAAUCUGAAGUGUCGUUUCUACCAAACGGACCAGAAUCGACAUAUAUUGCUACGACCUAUGUCUCCUCUUCUCAAGAAAGACAGCAAUCUGAUACAGAUGUGCUCAUAAAGCCAACCGUUUCAACUUCUGCUGCUAUCCUGUCAACCGCUGCGGCUUUUCCUUUCACAGAUGAAGAACUGGCUAGUUCCCUUUCUCCAAAAAACAGCAAGACAAUGCAAGAUAAGAGUUACUUUACGAGCUCAAAGGUGGCCCUUGCUACGUUUGUUACGGAAAUGAUAGCAACAAAAUCAGUAUCUUCUAAUGCCAUCGAUAGCACAAACUCUGCAAAAGAAUUGGCAACUUCUCAAUCAGAACUAACAGUAUCACAAAUGCAUGCGAAUUCGAUUUCCUUUGCGAAAACGAUGAAUCCUAGCAUUGACAAAGCAGUUGCUUCUUUAAAGGUUGUGCCAACCGUUGAAACAACCGAAACCGUAAGCAUUUCGUCACCUUCAGUGCCAACCACUCUGUUAACAAGCGAAGCAGCUGAUACGUUCCCGCAACUGACAACGUCCUCAACCGAAACUGACAUGAAUUCGUCCCUUUCGGUGAUGCAAAAUACUGCACUUGAGAGCUCUAGCUAUUCAACGUCCUUACAGAGCAUAGCAUCAACAUUACAGGCGCAAUUACAGGCACAGUCAGUACUGUUAAACACCGCUAUAAGCAGCAUAGACUCGACUUUCUCGGCGACUGCUGCUUCAGCAAGCACGUCACAAGUUCCAACACAAUCACCACCCUGCUCAUUGGAUGCCACGACAGGCAAGUGUUUUAAUUUCUCUUCGCAAUUUCACACGUGGCCCAAUGCAGUCCAAGACUGUCAGCUUAGAAAUGGCUAUCUAGCAAUAAAGGUGGAUAAAGACGAGCGGAAGUUCCUUAACGAGUUACGUGGAUUGAAGUCAAUUCAAGAGACAGAAUUUUAUGUUGGAUUAUAUAAGGCUGUUGAUGGAAGUGCAACCUGGGUCGAUGGAACAUCGGCAUCAGUCACCCUCUUGGAUGAAGUAAUCGUUGCCACUCAGUGCACUUUGCAACACUGUUGUGGAAAAAUCUAUAUCGAAGAAGAGGAAACGAAGUUCACAUUGGCAUUGCAAUCAGACUGUAAUGCUGCACGUAGAUUUGUCUGCGAGUGGGCAACCAAUUAAUGAGAAGUUUAUGUUUGAUAAGAUUGUAAAAUACGAUUCCGGGAAUGCAAUCCACAAGUAUUCAGCCGGCAAAAGCUGCAGUAAUGCUUUGAUAGUAGUAAAUUAGGUAGCUCUAGAAGCAACGACUUUAAGCUAAUACUCUAAGCAAAAUGAAUCGUAGCUCCAAGAUGCAAGUUUUGCAGUUUGGAUUGUUUGAAGAACUACAGAUUUAAUGGUUUGCAAAACAAGCAAUCGGAUAUUGUAUGAAAUCUGUUUGAAUGUAAUAAAUCCUUGCAUCUGCUAUAGUAAAAUUAAGCUUUGUUGCUCCGAUGUGGCCUAAAUAACAGUCACAGAAUAGAGUGGUUUAAAAAUUAGAGAUGGAGUUUUUUACAUGUAUACGCCUUGUUAUACGCUCAGCCACUAGCUUGAAUCAAAUAGCUACGUAUGGUAUGUGCUGCGAGGGCAAAUCUCAGCUUCGAAGGAAAGCUAAGAGCCCUCCGCAGGUACAUUCCCUCUCCCCAACACGGAUUCUUCCCCUGUUGAAGAACCUUUUGCCUUCAGAUUUGACAUCUAUACUCCUCGUCGCUACUGUUGUUGUCAUAAGAAAAAGUAAAAACAAAACAACUUUGAUAAAUGCAGAGUCAAAAGUGCUAUCGCUGCUUUGCAUAAGACUUACUUUAUUUUUAGUAGAAACUGAAUUACUGUAGAGAGUGAACCUAUAACUAGCCUUUUUACCUAUGAGGAAGAAGCUUAUUGUUAGAAUGUGAGAGCAAGUUCAAUGAGACGCCUAUUGAUUCUUAGCAAUCUCUAAGUUUCUUAGCUAACACAACAUUUUCAAGUGCAUUGUUAUACACUUUGACCGCUUUCCAAGUCCCUGCCCCUAAAAUUAAAAAAAGUGUCUAUAUUAACAUAAAUUGGGCCAAUUUCAGUGGUUAGCUAUUGUGCUCAAAGAAAACUUGUGUGCAGACCUCCUUUGUCGAAAGGUGGGUGAGGUAUUUUUUUUCAAACAAGUUUUGAAAUCUACCAACGAAGAAUCCCUAAAUGGCAAAAAACUCCUUACUUCUGAAACUGAAUUUUUAUCGCAGGAGCUUGUAACAUCUCCUUCGUUCCCAAAGGAAAGACACUGAUUGGGUGAAAGGAUUGGCGAUGCUCAGGCAAAAGUUUAAGAAAAAUAAUGGGCCAGAAUGUUUCUUUUUAAUAUAUACCAACAAAAAACUAACACAACAUUUUCAAUAACAUGUGUUAUUCAUAGCCUAAAAAGGCACAUGGUCACUAAGUUCUGGCUGUGAAUGGUACUUAAAAUAAGCAUCAUUUAUUAAUAUUUACUAAAAAAGAAAUGAACAGAAUAAUUUAGAAAGACUAAAAAGUAUGAAAGGUAUGUCUUAAGAUAGAUGUCAAAAGCAAAUAAGUACUAUUUGAAUUGAUCAGUGACUUGAGUUAUUUCUACAGACAUAUUUGUCAAUGGGUUUAAGUAAUGUAAUGGGUAGAAGCCUUCACUGUUUACGUGUAUUUAUUGUUGUUUAUUCUCGGCGUAUUGCGGUGUUUCUUAUUUGCUACAUUAAGUAAUGUUGACUGAAUUUUACCGAUGCGCAAACUUCCCAUUGCUCUUGAGGAUGAUUAAUAGUUGCCUUGUGACUCAAAUAAUGUUGUCCGAGGCCUGCUUCCUGAGAGAGUAGUAUUUUGUCUCAAAAUCUUUCAAAGUUGAAACAUUAGAUUAAACCUAAAAGGAGUUAUCGUUAAAGCCAGCAGAAAAAGAAGUGCACAGUGUUUACUCAAUACCAAACUUUAAAAACGGUCAAUACCAACCUCAAAUACGCUCCAAAAUUAUAAUAAUGUUCGAAGAUUUACCCUGAGUACCACAGCCUCAUAAAUCCGGGGAUAAAAUAUUGUAGACAGCUGCGGUGGCAAAGAAUGAGUGGAUACAGAGGAGUGGAAGGAAAAUAUUUCCAAUCAUUGCUCAAAAAAGUUUUCUGUGACAAGUUUUUAGCUAUAUUUCUCAGACUAAAUAAUGGAGACUCUGGUAUCCAGGGUAGAAAUAGUGGCAACAUAGCAUACUGAAACACAUUUAGUCCGACUCUUCAUCCGAGCCUUCAUUUUCUUCAUGCCCCAAAAAUCUCGCUUAAUUUUAACAAAAAGGCUAAGCCCCCGGAGCCUCCUCUCAACGACAACUCUGGAUCAAUGUUGUGCCUUAAACACUUUUCAAUUCUGCGAAUAAUUAUAAACUCACGUAGGAUCAUACUUGAAAUCAUUACGACGAUGUUGAAAAAGGCUGAUCUCAUGUUGAAUUAGCUAGUCCAACAUUUUAUUAUCGUAUUGUCUUUCAUAAGUAGCUAUUCUAUAACCUAGGUAUAGCUAGAGUAUUGUAUGAUAUUCUAAGUAUAUCAAGUGGCCGAAUGCACCUAUCCUCGAAGGAAGCAAAAUUAAUCACAUCAACAAAACCUGCUGCAUCUGGACAUGCAAGACCAAGUUAAGUCGAUGCCAAAAAGAAGUGUUAAAUUUCUGUAAUUUUCGAGAAAAAGUGGCAUGAAAUUCAACGUUCUUCUUGCAAUUUUUGCUAUAACUUUAACUUUAUGUGGUGAUAGAUUGGUUGGACAUGGAUGUGAAAAUUUCCAUUCUGCUUUUGGGAGGCUGGUCAAAGAGCACAACAGAGCAUCAGGAGAAGGCCUGGUGUUAAGGACUGAGAAAGCCGUCUCAGUAGUCGAAUGCAAUUUGGAAUGUCUGAAAGACGUCCUCUGUGGAGGAACAAAUUUCCGAAAACUGAUCGAUGACGACACUCGUAAUUGCCAGUUGCUGCGGCAUGACUCUUUGGUACAUGGUACAAGAUUCGAGACCGAAGAGGAUACCACUUACACAUUGCUUGAAAGAAAAAAUGGAAUGUGCAAAGAAGAAGAACAAGCUUGCGGUGAUGGGUUUGUUUUGCAUGCAUCAUCCAGAACUUGUUUCUCCGUUUCAAAAGACUCCUCUUCGUGGCUUGGUGCCAAAGAAAAAUGCAAAAAGAUUGAUGCUGUCUUGGCCAAAGUCGAUACAGAUAUCAAGCUCAGAUUUAUACGUUCAAAAUUCAAAAAAUAUUUUCUAUACAUUGGACUCACACAGGGAAAAGGAGGCUUAUUGAGAUGGGCCGAUGGCCAACGAGCAUCAAGUAGAUUUCUUGACCAAGCUAUCAAAAGGAAGAGCUGCAAUGAAACGCAGACCUGUUGUGGGGUUCUUGAAGACCCAAGGCAGCACUCAAAUAUCACGCUGGUAUCUUUCAGAAAUUUCUGCCUCUUGUCUUCAUAUUACGUUUGCGAAAAAAGGUUGGAUAUAAGCAAAGAUGUUUCUUCUCCAUAAAAAAUGCUGGAUAUGUGCAGAACGUUGUUAUGCACCGACAAAUCGUAUCCGACAUUUGCAACACCAUAGAUUAAGCAACAUGAAAUCUAAAGAGUUAAUAAUUCCUUUUUCAUUGCAUUUUUACCAUCAUUCGUGGAACUUUUUCAGUAGCUAAAAAGGUUCUCUAAGACGUAUACUAUAUGUUUCAAAUUCGUAAUUAUUAUAAACAGCGCAAUUAAGUAUCAUAUAGAAACUUAUGUAACUGAACAUCGAAUGUUGUCAAUAAGCUAUAACAACUGCUUUGAUUUUGAGGUCGUUUCUCCUCUCGACACCAAGGAACUGUAAAAGUAGUAAUAUCGAAGUAGCUUUGUGUUCCACCUAAGGCGGGUCUUCAAAUAUUACAAAAUGGUCUUUAUAGAUUAUUUAAAAGUUUAAAAGGCCCCCAAGUUGGUCAUUGAUUUUUAAAAACACGAGUUUUGUGCAAUUUACCGUGAGCAAAUUUACCCUCUCUCAUACGUCCAGAUAUUAGCCCCUAACCUGGAAGUGAAAAUUUUUAAAGAGCCCCCAACCUAGAGUAAGCUUCUUCCUGACAUGUCACUUUUUAUGAAGUGCGUUAUUUCCGUCCAUGAUAUUUUUAGUGUCGGUGUUGACUUGCAAAAUGUUUCGUUUCUCAGAGUGAACUUGAAAAAAAGAGAAAGUUCUUCACAAAUUUGAAUGGCAGUUUUUGGAGACUUUAACAAGCCCUCACCCUUAUUAAAGCCUCUGCUUGAAGAAGUAAGUGUCUUAAACAGUAUCUCAAACCAGUAAGCCCAAAGAGGCUUAUUCGAGGAGUUAUGGCAAUACCACCCAAGAAUCCACACAAAUGAUUGCGAAUCCCUCUAAAUUUCAAGCUAUCAUAAUUGGCAACAAAGAUAAAUAAAUGCAUAAAUGAGUUUAAAACUUACAUAAAUUUUCAAUUAAAAUGAAGAAAAAUGCUACUUUGCUUUGUGUUCAGAUCUAUUAAGAUUUCAAAGUUAAUGCUCAUAUUGAUAAUAUCUGAAAAAACGAGGCUAAAUAGAUGAAUCCUUUGAAAAGAUUAGCAAGAUUUAUGGGGAAUAAGAGAAAGAAAUAAUCAAAAGUGCAUUUAUCUAUGUCCUUUCAACUAUUGCCCAUUGAUAUAGUUGUUUAUGUGGUUAAGAAAGGCAGGACAAUCUAACGAAAUUUAACGAGAGGACAUUACGACUAGCCUAUUCGAACUAUUCAACUUCGUAUAAAGAUUUAUUACCCAAGUAUAUUGCUAUCUCGAAAGAAACUAACAUACACAUCCAAUUUAUUACAAUUCAAGCAAUUGAAGUUUAUAAAAAACUGAACAACGUUAAUCCAACUUUUAUGAAAAACUACUUUGUCCCUAAAACAACAGGUCACAACUUUCGUCUCAAAAACCCUUUUGACGUUCCAAAAGUCAGAACUACCAACAAUGGUGUCAGAUCACGAAGUUUUCAAGGGCCUAAAAUCUAGAAUUCACUCCCAGAAUCAAUAAAGACAGCCCAAAAUACUACUUGUAUUUUGGUAAUUUAAAUAUUUGAUUAAAACUUGGUUACUUAAAAAUAAGUGAGCAUGUGUCAGUAAGUAAGUCGGUGUGCGUUCACUUCGAAACACUAGCAUUAAAUAAUUUAUACAAUACGCCAUUAAACGCCAUUACUAUUAAUUCUUUUUACACAA
Molecule: messenger RNA, 9463 nt
Organism: Rhopilema esculentum
Lineage: Eukaryota; Metazoa; Cnidaria; Scyphozoa; Rhizostomeae; Rhizostomatidae
Source: RefSeq, a predicted model, not a curated record